AUGGCACUGCUCUGUUGGUGCAUUGUUCAGCAAUGUGUGUUUUGCUACCUUAUUCUAUUGAUUACUUCUUUCGCAUUUUCCAGAAAUCCUGAGGUACAAAAAUGUUCCAGACUCAUGACCAAGGAUUACGGCGGAGAGUGCUUCGCCGACCCGCAAUUCCUCGUCUUCUGCAACCGACUAGGUGCUCUUUUCGUCUCCUCAACCUGCAUCUUCUUAAUACACGGUUGUGGAAAGCGCUCCCCCGCCUUGAGCAACAUUCUCUCCAGCUGGUGCCAGUACGAGGCCCUUCUCUUCAUCACCUUCCCCGUCCAAGUGAGUCUAAUCGGCGUUGGUGUGAGUACAUUUAUUCUAUCAUCCCCUCCCAACCGAAGCAGUGCGGUUACAACCAGCUCACUCAGUGGCCUGCUCCUCCUCUGCGGCUACAUUGCACUGGAUUCCUACACGUCAACGUCCCAAGACAAUCUAUUCCGCACCUACAAUAUGUCGCCGCUUCAUAUGAUGCGUGGUGUUUCUGGGUGGGCUGUGGUCUUCACCGUGGCGCCGCUGUUGAUCAAUCGUACACUGGCAGCGUCGCUUCAGUUUGCACUGGCCCAUCCAACAUUCGUCGUUGACGUCGGCGGAUCUGCCGUCUGCUCGGGGUUCGGACAGAUCCUGAUUUUCCUCACGAUAGCUGAGUUUGGCGCUGUCACUUUCACGAUCAUUAUGACAAUCCGGCAGUGCCUGUCCAUCCUAGCGUCGUGUCUGAUAUUCGGACACCCCAUCAACGCAGUUGGCUUCGUUGGCCUGUUUAUCACAUUUGGUGCUAUUCUUCUGAGGAUUUUUUGGAAACGAUUGUUUUCUACCCAAAAGGCGUAA
Molecule: messenger RNA, 855 nt
Organism: Mesocestoides corti
Lineage: Eukaryota; Metazoa; Platyhelminthes; Cestoda; Cyclophyllidea; Mesocestoididae
Source: the annotation of a GenBank genome assembly